CGACGACAAAGAGAUGAGAUGUUGUUAGCAGGGAGAUCCCAUUACAGAGGACGCAUGUAGUAAUAUGGCCGAAACAAAAGCGUAAGAAGCGAAAUACCUGCCGUCAAAAAAAAAAAAAAAAAAUCGACACAAUUCUUAAAAUCUAAUUUGGUUGUUCGCUAUAACUUUUAGUGGAUUUAUAGGCUUCUCGCGUGGGAAAUGGAGAAGAAAAGGUGGGAUUGCACUGCUCUCCCCAAGGGCUGGAAAAUGGAAGAAGUGACCAGAAAGUCGGGUUUGUCAGCUGGAAAAAGCGAUGUCUAUUAUUUUAGUCCAUCUGGGAAGAAGUUUCGGAGCAAGCCUCAGCUGGCCCGUUACCUUGGUAACCAGAUGGACCUCAGCUCCUUCGAUUUCCGAACAGGGAAGAUGCUGAUGAGCAAGCUGAACAAGAACCGUCAGAGGUUGCGCUAUGAUAACAACAACCAGAACAAGGGCAAACCGGACUUGAAUACAUCACUCCCUGUCAGACAGACGGCGUCUAUCUUUAAGCAGCCUGUUACCAAGGUAACCAACCACCCAAACAACAAAGUCAAGACGGAUCCUCAGAAAGCAGUCGACCAGCCCAGACAGCUAUUUUGGGAGAAGAAACUCAGUGGUCUUAAUGCAUAUGACAUCGCAGAGGAGCUAGUGAAAACAAUGGAACUACCUAAAGGUCUGCAAGGUGUUGGUCCAGGCUGCACAGACAAGACUCUUCUGUCGGCGAUUGCGAGCGCUCUGCACACCAGCGCUGCUCCCAUCACUGGCCAGCUGUCUGCAGCUGUGGAGAAGAACCCGGGAGUGUGGCUCAACACGACACAGCCACUUUGCAAGGCCUUCAUAGUCACUGAUGAGGACAUCAGGAAACAGGAGGAGCUGGUGUACAGUGUGAGGAAAAGGCUGGAGGAGGCACUGAUGGCAGAUAUGUUGGCACACGUCGAGGAGGCUGCCAGCGAUGGGGAGGUUCUGAAGGAGGACGGCAAUGGCAGUGAAGAUAUGGAGAGCGUAUAGCACAGGGUUUUGGUGAUGCCCAAAUGGGUUUUUUCAACACCUGCGCACACACGACCAUGAACAGUAGGAGCCCCACAACAGUCCAGCCCUGAUGAACUGUCCUCUUGUAUCUGCAGCCCAACUUUAACCUUAACCUGACUCCCUCCAGCCCCUUACAUCCUAAAAAAAAAACGUCUUCCGCUUUGGAACACCUGGAGUCUCAAAUGUUUCUAUUAGUCAUUACCUCCACUGGAUGGGACUCUUAAGCGUAUGUCCAAACUCUGUUUUUUCAUUGGAAAUAAAAAAAAAAACCUUUACAUAAUAAUAUUGCAUUAAAUGAACUAACAUAAAUUAAUAAUAACUUGCCUACAGUAUGUCAAAGUCAGUGUUUGAUGAGCAUAUUUUUUACUGAAAUGGGUGUAUAUGUUUUGUGACAAUCUGUCAAAAUUGAACAUUUAAUGUCUGCUAAAAGUCACUUUUUGGUUCCAACAGAUUAGAAAUAAUGUUUUGUACUUUUGACAUGUUUCUUCUAUCAAUUUUAUGAUGCACUCCAUGACUAGUGUGACAAAGACCACACAUGACGCAUUUUUAAUGGAGCCAAUUCAGAUGUUAACCACACAGACUUAAGCUAAUCAAAAUUAGCAACAGUGCUAACCUCCAGGUGGAUGAUGUUACAUAUGAAGAUAGCAUAGUUUGAAUGCAGCAAGUCUUUCCUGCUAUACAAUCAUGGAAAUAUCUUCUUUAAUGUAAGUGGUGUUAUCCUGAUUUCUGUUCAGUAUUGACCAAAGAGGAGACAUGUCUUUUGGAAAAGGCUGUAGGUUUGUGUCUGCUUUGUAUUGAACUGUGGCUGAGCAUUUAAGCUCUGCUGUUUUACAACCAAACUCAAGGAAAGUCAAAGGUACACGUGAUGGGCUGAGCACAAAUGUUAAGGAAAGAAAGGAUUUGAAACCUCUUUCUGUAAUGAAAUUACUACUGUUUUUAUCAUCAUAGGUGCUUACUGAUGUUGUGAAACAUUGCUGUUCUUCAGUCCACUUUUUUUAAGUGUCAAUGUUACCACACACAUGCUGCCUCCUUGUAAAACCCACGCACAAAAUGGUCAUGCAGCAAACUACAUAAAGAUUCUGUUUUAAUGUCUUUUCAUUUAUUAUCCGAGGAAAAAUUAUUUAGUGUUUUUUUUUUUUAACCCUGUCGAGGUUUGAGGAUGAAUAAUGUGUUCCCAGCUGAAAUUUUGAAAUUCUUAAUUCAAUGUCAGCAGGCUGAAUGCUGAAUUGAAUUUGAUUGUAUUAAUUAUUAAAAAUUGGUCGAUUUGUAACUAAA
Messenger RNA from Labrus bergylta (ballan wrasse), 2319 nucleotides. RefSeq names its product methyl-CpG binding domain protein 3b (gene mbd3b). Gene Ontology annotation, molecular function: methyl-CpG binding. Lineage: Eukaryota; Metazoa; Chordata; Actinopteri; Labriformes; Labridae. Gene Ontology annotation, cellular component: nucleus. Gene Ontology annotation, biological process: DNA methylation-dependent constitutive heterochromatin formation; negative regulation of transcription by RNA polymerase II. The record is from RefSeq and is a predicted model, not a curated record.